ACCUCCACCCUUAUUAAAUUUCAUCACUUCCCGCCUCGUUCGCCCCGCUGUCGUUUCAUUCCCCCUUCCCUCAAUGCUCCCAUUCCUCUUCCUGCUCUUCCUUUUCUUUUUCUUCUGCUCCGUCGACGUUACGACGUCAUUCCCCGCCGAUGCCGACCUCUCCAACUGCACCCAAACCUUCGACUGCGGGCCCUUCCGGAACCUCACCUACCCCUUCACCGGCGGGAGCCGCCCCUCCUACUGCGGCCCGCCGGAGUUCCACCUCAGCUGCGUCGAUGACUCGCCCGAGUUGAUCAUCUCGUCGCUGAGCUACCGGGUUCUCAAACUCGACCAGGUUCACCAGAACCUCACCCUCGCCCGCUCCGACCUCUGGAACUCGACCUGCACCGACAAACUCGCUAACUCAACUCUCGAGUCCGAGUUCUUCACCUACGACGAGGACGACGACAUGGAUGUCACCAUUUUCUACGGCUGUAAUUCCACCUUAAUCCCUCCUAAACCUAAGAACUGGUUUUUCUGCGACCUUAACUUGACUUUCGACGACGCUUAUUACGUGAUCGGGCCGGUACCGAGCGAUCCUAUCGUGAGCAGGUUCAAGUGCUCCGUCGGGAUUACGGUGCCGAUUCUCAAAACCACGGCGGCGGUGCUGGUCGCCAACGGGUCUCUGUUUGGAGAGGCGAUCAUGACCGGCUUCAAUGUCAAUUAUACCAACCCGUACGAGAAGCAGUGCGCUAAGUGUCUCAAUGUCUAUGGGCUUUGCGGGUUUGACUCGGAUAAGAACCGACCCGUUUGCAUUUGCGGCAAUCGAGUCUGUAACCCAGCAGGUAAAGGAAAGCCAAUAAAGUUAAUUGUGAGCCUUACGGUUGUUUGUUUUAUCGGUGUAUUGCGUGCCAUAGUGUUCGGUUUGUGCAGGAUGAGAGCUAAGCAAAAAGGACACAUCAAAUUAACAAUGACGCACAUCAAAAUAACAAGGGACACCCUUCAAGAAUAUAUAGGUGGAAAACAUGAUGAGCUACUGAUCUAUGAUUUUGAAAGCAUAUUUGUUGCCAUGGACAAUUUCAGCACCGAAAACAAACUCGGGCAAGGAGGAUUUGGUCCAGUUUAUAAGGGUAAGCUAGCAGAAGGGAAGGAAAUAGCAGUAAAAAGACUAUCCAGUACCUCAGGACAAGGUGCAGUAGAGUUCAAGAAUGAAAUGAUGUUGAUCUCCAAUCUCCAACACAAAAAUCUCCAAUCCCCCGCUUGACAUUCCUCUUCCAAUUCAGCCCACAAGUCAAUUCAGUUGCAGCAUAAACAGUACUGCCACUUCCAAUAAUUACUACGUCACAAAUUUUGGGUUGCCGAAUAUUAGUGGUAACUGCAAAACGACUGUCACGGCCAGCAUUUCUCAAUCCGCAGCUGCAAAUCUGGUGUUGAAUUCGUCCAAGGAUAAUCUGGUUGCUGCACUUGACUCCGGGAUUGGGUUGAAGUGGGAUGCAAGCAAUACCUUGUGUGACCAAUGUCGAGGGUCAGGGGGUCAGUGCGGGUACAAUAUAUCUUCAGCUGAAUUCACCUGCUUCUGUAAGGAUGGACAUACUCCCUCAAACUGUGAAGG
Messenger RNA from Pyrus x bretschneideri (Chinese white pear), 1591 nucleotides. RefSeq names its product LEAF RUST 10 DISEASE-RESISTANCE LOCUS RECEPTOR-LIKE PROTEIN KINASE-like 1.2. Gene Ontology annotation, biological process: protein phosphorylation. The transcript is spliced from 4 exons. The record is from RefSeq and is a predicted model, not a curated record. The coding region runs from base 74 to 1243 and encodes 389 amino acids. Gene Ontology annotation, molecular function: polysaccharide binding; protein kinase activity; ATP binding. NCBI's taxonomy places the organism in Eukaryota, Viridiplantae, Streptophyta, Magnoliopsida, Rosales, Rosaceae.